This is a messenger RNA of Ostrinia nubilalis (European corn borer), 2284 nucleotides long. Its product is annotated as sodium/potassium/calcium exchanger 4-like. Gene Ontology annotation, biological process: intracellular calcium ion homeostasis; calcium ion transmembrane transport. Gene Ontology annotation, molecular function: calcium, potassium:sodium antiporter activity; calcium channel activity. The record is from RefSeq and is a predicted model, not a curated record. Gene Ontology annotation, cellular component: plasma membrane. The transcript has 10 exons. NCBI's taxonomy places the organism in Eukaryota, Metazoa, Arthropoda, Insecta, Lepidoptera, Crambidae. Bases 131 to 1744 code for a protein of 537 amino acids.
GUGUAGCGAAUGAGAUCUGUCGUGGACUGUCUAUCGUCGCAAUUAAUUUCAAUAACAUGUUUUUUUAAAUAAUUUCUCACUCGAGUUUGUGUGUUGUUUCGAUAUAUUUCACUGACUGCUCGCACUGAAAAUGGCGCGAGAGGCGAUUCUGCUUUGCGCCGCGUUGACCGCGUUGUGGAGCGUCGCUGCACAAGCUCAACUACACAACAAGAGCGACGCGAGGUUCGUGCCGAUAGUGAACAAGCAUGGUCGGACGGUGCUGAUCGAAGAGCAAUUGAUGUCGAAGCUCGAUGAGGAGGUGGCCACGUGGCACUGGACGCCAUGGCUGCGCACCAGGACCCAGGAGCUCGAUGGCGUGGUGCAGGCCGUGGCGUGCCCAUCCAGUGACUCCGUGGAGAGCUUCCCGGGUGGCCUAUUCGACGACGAACAACUCCGGCAAGGUGCGUUCAUUCUGUACAUGAUCUUCGGGAUUUACGCAUUCACGUUGCUGGCCAUCGUUUGCAAUGACUACUUUAUCCCCUGUGUGGAGUUGAUAUGCGAAGACUUGAAAAUACCACAGAAUGUGGCCGCUGCGACGUUCAUGUCAGUUGCCACUUCAUGCCCAGAGUUCUUCGUCAACGUGAUCUCAACCUUCUUGACAGAGUCCGACAUGGGGAUAGGAACUAUAGUCGGAUCUGCCAUAUUCAAUGCCCUCGGAGUGGCCGCCAUCGGAGGACUGGCUGCCAUCUCUCCCAUCGUUAUAGAGUCCAGACCAGUGACCAGAGAUGUGUUGAUAUACAUGGUAAAUGUGAGCGUACUGGUGGUGAUUGUGUGGGACGGGCAGGUGGAUUGGCAGGAGGCUAUAGUGCUCGGAGUCCUCUAUGUCCUCUAUUUCAUCUUCAUGUUCAACAGCAUGAGGCUGUUCAAACUUUUUGAUAUUAUCUGCGGCAAAUUAUGCUCCAGGAAAAACAGUUUAACAAUUUCAGAAUCCGACGAAAACAAGAGCGUUGAAGAAGGCGUUGACAAUAAAGCUUUCAAUGGAUCUACGACGAAUGUGAAUGGAACUAUUAACGGUGAAAAAGUUACUGUGAUUGAUAAAGUUCCCGAGACCGAAGUAAAAAAACCGAAGAGCGUGUUUCGAUUCCCCAGUCAGAACUCUCUAAUGUACCGAAUCUGGUGGGUCUACAGCUGGCCGCUGAAGUUUCUGAUGACCAUAACGAUUCCCUCGCCGGUCACCUGCAGGAAAUUCUAUCCUUUGGCGUUCUUCAUGUGCAUAGUUUGGAUUGGAGUUAACUCCUACUUCGUUUCUUGGAGCAUGACUGUUUUAGGUCACACGUUCUUUAUCCCGGACUCCGUAAUGGGAAUGACGUUCUUGGCCUUUGGCGGUUGCUUGCCUGAAGCGUGUUCCAUCUUUAUUAUGUCACGAAGAGGUGAGGGUGGUAUUGGUGUAUCGAAUGCAUUAGGUGCUAACUCAUUGGCCAUCCUCUUUGCUCUGGGAGUGCCAUGGCUCAUCAGGACUUUGACCCUUGUGGCCCAGGGAGCAGAUGACACUUCCGUGCACAUCAAUUCUGCAGGAAUUGACUUUGUAGUCGGAUCUCUUCUGGUUGCCGUGGCGUGCCUGUGGCUCACCCUGCUCAUCGGCAAGUUCACUCUCAAGAAGACUGUCGGUGGCGUCCUCCUGGUCCUCUAUGUCAUCUUCAUCACCUUCGCCAUCCUCGUUGAGAUGGGAAUCAUAUUGGACAGAUCCGAUCUCAGAUGCCUGUGAGCUAAAUUUUAGAGAGACUUUGAAAUGUUUUUGUGUUCUGGAAUAUCAUAAAUCACACACACAAUAAAUUUCUGUGAUUUUAAACGUGUGUGAACUUUGAAGAGAAUUAAGUAGGUGCGUAGUUACGUGAUACUUCGAACCUUAAGAUCGAACGAAAUGUGUUCGAAACGAGCUUUAGAUAGGAUUUUAGUAUUCGGAAACUGAAAAUAAGAGCUUCCAAUUAGAGAAAAUGUGAUAAUGGUAUAGCAUAUACGAUGUAUAGUAAAGCUGGUAGGGCAGUCCGAUGAGAAUCGAUACUGUCAUGUUCUACCUGGUUUAAAUUAAGUUUAGUUGUUCUUGUAUCUGUCUCGAGGAUAAUCUUCCAUGGCAUUGUUGUUAUAGGUACACGCACAGCUAAACUUUGCGUUAAUUAUUAGGUUAAUUUAGGUUGGGUGGUUACCUACCGAUUAGCCAAAACCGACAUUUUGUAUUAUCUAUCCAGUGCUAAAGAUAAAUGCAUUUAUUUCUUAUGUGUAGGCAAAAUAAAUCAUGAUAACUUAA